AUGGCUCCCAAACAGGACACCCCGUUCCGCUCGGCGGACAUGAGCAUGGUCCAGCUCUAUGUCUCUAAUGAAAUUGGCCGCGAGGUCGUUACGGCUCUUGGCGAGCUUGGUCUCUGCCAGUUCCGCGACCUCAACGAGAAUGUCAGUGCCUUCCAGCGCACUUUCACCCAGGAGAUCCGACGCCUCGAUAAUGUUGAGCGACAGCUGCGAUACUUUUACUCUCAGAUGGAUAAGAUCGGCAUCCCCCUUCGAAAGCUCGACCUCGACGUUGAACGACUGGCCUCGCCUUCGACUUCCGAGAUCGAUGAGCUCUCCGAGCGAAGUCAGAAGCUCGAGCAGCGAGUCUCUGCCCUGAACGAGAGUUACGAGACUCUGAAGAAGCGCGAGGGAGACUUGACUGAGUGGCGCUGGGUUCUGCGCGAGGCCGGCAGCUUCUUCGAUCGUGCCCACGGCAAUGUCGACGAGAUUCGUGCCUCAACCGACAACGAUGAUGCUCCCCUGCUCUCGGACGUUGAACAGCACCAGGGGGCUGCUGACGUCGAGCGAUCCUUCUCGGGAAUGAACAUUGGUUUUGUUGCUGGUGUCAUCGCUAGGGACAGAGUUGGCGCUUUUGAGCGUAUCCUCUGGCGAACUCUGCGUGGCAACCUGUACAUGAACCAGUCUGAAAUUCCUGAGCCACUGAUUGACCCCACCAACAACGAGGCUAUCAACAAGAACGUCUUUGUCAUCUUCGCCCAUGGCAAGGAGAUCCUCGCCAAGAUCCGCAAGAUUUCGGAGUCUAUGGGCGCCGAGGUCUAUAACGUCGACGAGAACAGCGAUCUCCGACGUGACCAGAUCCACGAGGUCAACAACCGUCUUGAGGAUGUCCAGAAUGUCCUUCAAAACACUCAGGCUACUCUUCAGGCUGAGCUCAACCAGAUCUCUCAGUCUCUGUCUGCCUGGAUGGUUCUCGUUGCCAAAGAGAAGGCUGUAUACAGUGCCCUCAACAACUUCUCGUACGACAGCGCUCGCCGAACCCUCAUUGCUGAGGCCUGGGUUCCUACAAACGAUCUUCCCCUGAUCAGGACGACACUGCAGGAUGUCACAAACCGAGCUGGUCUCUCGGUUCCCUCCAUCAUCAACAAGAUCCAAACCAACAAGACGCCGCCUACUUACCUGAAGACCAACAAGUUCACCGAGGGUUUCCAGACCAUUGUCAACGCCUAUGGUACUGCCACCUACCAGGAAGUCAACCCGGCCAUUCCUGUCUUUGUCACUUUCCCUUUCCUGUUCGCUGUCAUGUUUGGUGACUUUGGUCACGCCAUCAUCAUGCUUUCGGCUGCUCUUGCUAUGAUCUACUGGGAGAAGUCGCUCAAGAAGGUCACUUUCGAGCUCUUCGCCAUGAUCUUCUACGGUCGAUACAUUGCUCUGGUCAUGGCUGUCUUCUCCAUCUUUACCGGUCUUAUCUACAACGAUGCCUUCUCCAAGUCGAUGACUCUUUUCGACAGUGCCUGGGAGUUCAAGAAGCCCGAGGGCUAUACUAACUCGACUCCUAUUACUGCCGUGUUGAACGAGCAUGGCCACCGCUACCCCUUCGGCCUAGACUAUGCUUGGCACGGUACUGAGAAUGAUCUUCUCUUCAGCAACAGUUACAAGAUGAAGAUGAGUAUCAUUCUCGGUUGGGCGCACAUGACGUACUCUCUCUGCUUCGCCUACAUCAACGCCCGCCACUUCAAGAAGCCCAUUGACAUCUGGGGCAACUUUAUCCCGGGCAUGAUUUUCUUCCAGUCCAUUUUUGGCUACCUUGUCAUCUGCAUCGUUUACAAGUGGUCCGUGGAUUGGCUUCGAAAAGGACUCCAGCCCCCUGGUCUGCUGAACAUGUUGAUUUACAUGUUCCUGCAGCCCGGAAACUUGGAUGAGCAGCUGUAUCCUGGACAAGCCACCGUGCAAGUUAUCUUAUUGCUGCUGACCUUCGCCCAGGUGCCCAUCCUGCUCUUCCUUAAGCCUUUCUACCUUCGAUGGGAGCACAACCGAGCACGCGCUAAGGGUUACCGUAGCAUAGGAGAGACAUCCCGAGUUAGUGCUUUGGAUGGUGACGACGAUGAUGCCCAAGGCAAUGGUCACGGCAACAGCUUCGAUGAUGGCGAGGGGGUUGCUAUGAUCUCCCAGAACAUCGAUGAGGAGCACGAGGAGUUUGAGUUCAGCGAGGUCAUGAUUCACCAGGUUAUCCACACCAUCGAGUUCUGUCUGAACUGUGUGUCUCACACUGCUUCUUACCUCCGUCUCUGGGCUCUAUCUCUGGCCCAUCAGCAGCUGAGCAUUGUGCUCUGGAGCAUGACCCUUGGCCCCGCUCUGACUACUCCUGGUGUUCUUGGCGUUAUCAUGAUUGUUGUCUGCUUCUUUAUGUGGUUCUUCCUGACCAUUGCUAUUCUGGUGUGUAUGGAGGGUACCAGUGCCAUGUUGCACUCUCUGCGUCUUGCUUGGGUCGAGUCCUUUUCCAAGUUUGCCGAGUUUGCGGGUUGGCCUUUUGCGCCAUUCUCGUUCCAGACCCUGUUGGAAGAGUCGGAGGAGUUGAAGGAUUACCUGGGAUAA
Messenger RNA from Fusarium keratoplasticum, 2571 nucleotides. RefSeq names its product V-type proton ATPase subunit a. Gene Ontology annotation, biological process: proton transmembrane transport; vacuolar acidification. Gene Ontology annotation, molecular function: proton-transporting ATPase activity, rotational mechanism; ATPase binding. The record is from RefSeq and is a predicted model, not a curated record. The transcript has 5 exons. Gene Ontology annotation, cellular component: vacuolar proton-transporting V-type ATPase, V0 domain; fungal-type vacuole membrane; vacuolar proton-transporting V-type ATPase complex. The coding region runs from base 1 to 2571 and encodes 856 amino acids. Lineage: Eukaryota; Fungi; Ascomycota; Sordariomycetes; Hypocreales; Nectriaceae.